Messenger RNA from [Candida] anglica, 1055 nucleotides. The record is from the annotation of a GenBank genome assembly. NCBI's taxonomy places the organism in Eukaryota, Fungi, Ascomycota, Pichiomycetes, Serinales, Debaryomycetaceae.
GUGAAAUUAUUAGAGAAUAUUCCUUUAAUUGAAAUCAAGUAGGAACUCUAAACAUGUCUGGUGCAGGUAACAGAGAGGCAGUUUUCCCCACCCGUAUGACCUUGGGGGUUAUGAAGGGGAAAUUGAAGGGUGCUCAACAAGGGCAUUCACUUUUAAAGAGAAAAUCUGAAGCUUUAACCAAAAGAUUUAGAGAUAUCACUCAAAGAAUUGAUGAUGCCAAGAGAAAGAUGGGUAGAGUUAUGCAAACUGCUGCUUUCUCACUUGCUGAGGUUCAAUAUGCCACUGGUGAUAACAUUGCUUAUCAAGUGCAAGAAUCCGUACAAAAGGCUAGAUUCCAAGUCAAGGCAAAGCAAGAGAAUGUUUCUGGUGUUUAUUUGCCAACUUUCGAUAGUCAUAUCAAUGAGGAUAUUAAUGACUUUAAGAUGACUGGGUUAGGUAGAGGUGGUCAACAAGUUCAAAAGGCCAAAUUGGUUUAUACUAAAGCUGUAGAAACACUUGUUGAAUUAGCCUCUCUUCAAACUGCCUUCAUUAUUUUAGAUGAAGUUAUCAAGGUUACAAACAGAAGAGUUAAUGCAAUUGAGCAUGUUAUUAUUCCUAGAACGGAAAAUACUAUUAGUUAUAUCAAUUCUGAAUUGGAUGAAUUGGAUAGAGAAGAGUUUUAUAGAUUGAAGAAAGUUCAAGAAAAGAAACAAGAAGCCUUGGCUGCAGCUGAACUUGAAGAGAAGCAAAAGAAAGAAGCUGAGGCUGGUGAAGAACAAUCUUCUAAGGAUGGUGAAAUCUCUGGUGAAUCUACCGAAGCUACUGAUAAACCUACUGAAGACAAGGAUGAAUCUAAGGAAGUCUCUGUUGAAGAUGAAAUUGCAGCUAUAAACAUUCAAUCCAAGGGUGAGGAAGACUUGCUCCAAGAAAAUGAAGAUGAUGUCAUCUUUUAAUAACUUUCACUUCUACUUAGUUUAAAUUGCAUAAAAGUUUACAACACGAUAAAAUAUAAUAAAUACGACUCACUUCUAAAGAAAAAUUAUAUUAAGAUAGGCAAUAAAUAAUAUGUAAAAAGU